Messenger RNA from Paramuricea clavata, 804 nucleotides. The record is from the annotation of a GenBank genome assembly. NCBI's taxonomy places the organism in Eukaryota, Metazoa, Cnidaria, Anthozoa, Malacalcyonacea, Plexauridae.
AUGGCAUAUACUUUAAAAACCGAAGGAAUUAAUGCGACUUAUUUUCAUGGUGCCCUUGAUCCAUUUGAAAAGAAAGUAAAUAAUUCUGCUUGGCUUGAGGGAAGAGCACUUGUCAUUUGUGCCACAUCUGCUUUUGGUAUGGGCAUUGAUAAGCCCAAUGUCAGGUUUGUUAUUCACCUGACAAUACCAAAGUCACCCGAGGAGUACUACCAAGAAGCUGGGAGGGAUGGUGCUGCUGCAUCAUGUAUCAUCUUUUUUAAAUUUGAAGAUAGAGUAAAAAAGCUAAGAAUGAUAUCUACAUUAGAUGAUAAUGAUCACAAGAAUUUGGCACAUGAUAGCCUGAAUGCUAUGACCAUGUAUUGCAUUAGCAAUGAUUGCCGAACACAGCUUUUGUUGCAAUACUUUGGCGAAAAAAUUCCAGAAUGCAAUAAUUGUGAUAACUGUAAAAACACGGAUCACACUAAAUGUAUUGAAGCCUCAAACGAUGCAAAGAACAUAAUUAGCUGUGUUGAAUGUAUGUUGCAGAUCAGUGUUAAAGUAUCAUUCAAGGCAUUAGUGUUGACAUUUCUUGGAUCAAAGCGCAAAGAAAUUACGAAAAAGAAGUUUAACGAAGUAGACUGUUUUGGUGCUGGAAAGGGUAAAUUUUCGUUUUUGACGGCAUCAACAUUUGUACAGUUGUUGAUUACUAAAAAUAUUUUGAAAGAAAAUAUUCCAAGUAGCAAUGAUGUAACAACUAAUGCAACUAUUUCAAUUGGAGAUGGAGCCAAUGCCCUUUUAAAAGGGGAGAUUACAGUGGCACGAUAA